This is a messenger RNA of Mesocestoides corti, 1428 nucleotides long. Lineage: Eukaryota; Metazoa; Platyhelminthes; Cestoda; Cyclophyllidea; Mesocestoididae. The record is from the annotation of a GenBank genome assembly.
CAACCGUCCUCCCGGACUCCACCUCAGACUCCAGUGCGCGCGCAGCCUCCGUGGCAGCCGAGCCCCGGAGAAAACGGGAUUUUGCAAGAGCCGUUGAACCAAAUGUACCAACAUCGCCUCUACCAAAGUCCUUAUCAAAUGCCAACAUUCUCAGCGCCGCGUCAGUCUUUGCUUCCUCAGCCACCCUACGAGUACACUGGGUUUGCGAGGGGCAACGACCCAUCGGCUUUCGCUCCAGGACAGGCGUCAACACCGAAUCCAGCACUUUCAUCUCAGUACGGUGAAAGCAGCAGCAGCAGCGGCAGUUCAUUUUGGCCUGACGGUGAUUCAAUCCAAAUGCCUCAGCCACAUUUCCAGCAGCAUCGACCGCUUCCGCCGCAGGGGAUGACCCACAUUAACCCGCUUCAAGCAUUAGAGGCCACAUCGAUGCGACUGUUCGGUCGGACUUAUGAAGGGGACGGGCUGAGGGACCUGCUUUCGUACGAUUUGCGUUUCCGACCUAAGAACGAAGUAAUAUGGAUAGUCGAUUCCGGUGGGGAAGGGGCAGAGUUGGAGACACUGGUACCAUCUAUCAAACGGAGAGAGGCAUUCAUAGAAUAUCCGCUGGAGGAUCCUACAGUCUGGCUACUUUUGCUGUGCUUACUGACGGCACAGCCAUCGCAUGGCAGUGAUUCUCCAACUACAGGUUCGAAAAUCUUCCACAUUCUUACUCAAUAUGGAAUGACCCUGCUCCACGCUGGAAAGGACUUCUACCAGCUGAAGCUGCCACUGAAGUUGAAAAACGUGGAAAUCCGUAAUGUCAGUGUCUUCAAUCUGGCCUCAAUGAACGAGGCCUGUCCGCCGCGAAUCCAAUCACUUCCUUCUGGAAAGGGUAAAAUUGGGAAGUGGAGCACCGUCGAACGCUGCUUCCGCCUCGACUGGUGCAUAGGGCUUGACGAGCUUCGUGUCGAGGGCCAGUCGAAGAUAAAGCUUUUCUUCAAAACCAAGGCAAGUUGCUGCUUUAGCAGACUGCGGCGAACUUGCAACACACCCAUCCAACAGUUUCACCCCGCUACCCUGACUGUGCUGCCUUUCACCCUGAAGGCGGAGCUGCGAAUAUGUUUUCCGUUUUUGAACCAAGAGGAGCUGAGUCACGACUCGCCGCCUCGGCUUAACUCCUCGCGUUCAGCCGCCUUCUCCAUCGUGCUAGAAGACGUCAGUUUCGUCCAGUGGAAAGGCGUCCGUCUGAAGGGGUCUGGGACUUUCAAUCGCGUCGUGGGCUUCUUCAUUAACCGCAGUGAUCUCCUAAACGGCCUGCUUCGUGACAAGAUCGAGGAGUGGGUGAAACGGGUGAUGCCGGUCAAAUUCGCCGAAUUCACCGACAGAAUCUACACCAAACUGGAUGGUCUUAUCAACCGAACCAUUGCAAGAUAUGCAAUCCGAAACUAG